AUCAGAGGAGCGCAAAGUUCCCGACGUUCCAGAUGGGAAGAGCGGGAUCGCUUUUGCAUGCAGAGGGAUCGAAGGACAUCACCUGAGACCGAUGUUAUUCACACGCGCGCGCUUCACGGCAGACGCACACGCACGCGGCGCCGCAGGAUGCGUGCAUGCGGGAAUAUAACGUUUCCAGCGUUGUUGCAAUGCGGCGGGAAGAAAUCUGAUGCGAGCAGGGAUCUGGGACGGUGAAGGCUGGGAUUCUGCGCUUGCUGUAUCUGGAUCCAGACCUCUGAUCGUGCUCUCUCUCUCUCUCUCUCCGGUUGCGCAUCGCGCGUUUCGGCGCUCAUUGAAGCCGCGACGAUGACCACCGCGGGUCAGGAGCAGCAUCAGCAUCAGGACCACACCAUGACGACGGUCUCCAAGAAAUCCAUCAUCGCCAAGAUGUUCAAAGUGCGCAAGAGGCGGGAGAUGCUGCUGGCGCAGGUGUGUUUGGUCUGCAGCGUUCUGCUCGUGGCAUGGGGCAUGUCGAGCAUCCUGACCAGGACAGGUCAUGGUAUGAUUGUGGAGGAGUCUGAUAUGGAAUCACAUGAUCACUGGGGUCGACGGCUGAUGUCCUCCACAGCUGAUAAUGUGUCGAAGGAGAAGAACUGCACAGAGCCAGCCAUCCAUGAAUUUCCAGAUGAUAUUUUCACCAACGCUGAGAGGAAGAGCGGUGGUGUGCUGCUGCAUAUUAUAGCGGCUCUCUACAUGUUCCUGGCCCUGGCGAUCGUGUGCGAUGACUACUUCGUGACGUCUCUUGAGAAAAUCUGUGAGAAGCUGAAUCUGAGCGAGGAUGUGGCUGGAGCCACGUUCAUGGCGGCGGGGAGCUCAGCGCCCGAACUCUUCGCUUCUGUUAUAGGUGUCUUCAUCACUCACGGUGAUGUUGGAGUUGGAACGAUCGUCGGCUCUGCCGUCUUUAAUAUCCUCUGCAUCAUCGGAGUUUGUGGGAUCUUUGCUGGACAGGUGGUCUUACUUACCCGGUGGGCUGUUUUCCGUGACUCUUUCUUCUACAUAUUGUCUGUAGUUGCUCUAAUUGUGUUCAUCUAUGAUGAAAAGAUUGUGUGGUGGGAGAGUCUGGUGCUGGUGCUCAUGUAUGCUGUAUAUAUCCUCAUCAUGAAAUUUAACGCAAGCAUGCAGAAGUUUUUCACGAGACAAGGCGACAAGAACGUUGCCAAUGGAAACGCAGCGGCCGGCAGUGAACUGGAGGACGUCAAGUCCAGUAAGCUUUACAGUCGAGGUUCGGUGGUAAUGGUUGAUGAAAUCAUCAACGCCAGUCCUCCAAACUACCGUUUCCCUGAAGCCGGUCUCCGUGUGAUGGUCACAAACCACUUCGGACCCAAGACUCGUCUGCGCAUGGCCAGCCGUCUCAUUAUAACAGAGCGUCAGAGGUUGGUCCAGUCGGCUAACGGUGUGGAGACAGCUGUGGCGGACGGCAAACCAGACAUCGAGAAUGGAAACGUGCCAGAAGACAAAACCACUGAAGAGAAAGAGAGUGAACUCACCUCACCGUUCAGACUACCAGACGGCUGUAUGAACAGAAUUAAAUGGCUGAUCUCUUGGCCGUUGUUGUUGAUCCUGUACUUCACCAUCCCAAACUGUGCCAAGUCUCGCUGGGAGAAAUACUUCAUGCUCUCCUUCAUCCUCUCCACCGUCUGGAUCGCCGUCUUUUCCUACUUCAUGGUGUGGAUGGUGACGAUCAUCGGAUACACGCUCGGCAUUCCCGACGUCAUCAUGGGCAUCACGUUUCUGGCGGCGGGCACGAGCGUCCCGGACUGCAUCGCCAGUCUGAUCGUGGCUCGUCAAGGUCUGGGAGACAUGGCCGUGUCCAACACCAUCGGCAGUAAUGUCUUUGACAUUCUGGUGGGGCUCGGCGUUCCCUGGGCGCUGCAGACCAUGGCAGUCAGUUAUGGAUCAGUUGUGAUGAUAAACAGUCGGGGACUGGUUUACUCCGUGGUGCUGCUGCUGGGAUCUGUCGCGCUCACCAUUCUUGGGAUUCAUCUGAACGGGUGGAAGCUGGACUUCAAGCUGGGCGUCUAUGUGCUGGUGCUAUACGCCAUCUUCCUCUGCUUCUCCAUCAUGAUCGAAUACAACGUCUUCACCUUCGUCAACCUGCCCAUGUGUCAGGAAGACUAGACUCCGUAUCCCAGAAUGCACCGUCCUGAUGUCACGAGCUCCAGAACAAUCAUCACCUCAGACUUUAUUCAAGCUCCUUUUAUUCGACUCAUCUCACUGUGGACGGACAAACGGAUACGAUCUUCUACUUCAGCUCAUUUUCCUGAUUCUGACCCCAGAAAGAGGAACUUCUCCUCGGCAGCUCUUCUCUUCCAGUUGAGAUCUUUAAUAUCUCAGAAUGCAUGGCAAACACGGAGCGUAUGGACGCCUGGAUAAGCAUUCGUCCUUUUCUACAUGCCUACACUGAUCUGUUUCUUUCUAACCACUGAAUCUCUUCAUGAAGUCUUUAUUGAUCACACAACUGUGAAUUCUUUUGCAGCAUAUUGCUUUUUUGGCUUAGAAAUAAGCUAAAUAUUUAGAAAUGCAAGAUAAAUUAACAUUUUCUGUUAGUACUGUGUCCUAUAAUCAGGUCAUCCAUGCUAAUCAGUGCAAUCUCAUUGGUCUAAAACAUCUGCAUAUUAAUCAGCAGCAGUGUCGCAGCGUCGACUUUCAUUGCAGACGGACUAAUUACUUUUCAUUGGAAGCGUGUCGUGCCUGAUUAGGACACAUGCAUGGUUAUUCUGCAUAUUUUUUUUCAUAAUCAGUAUUUUUGAUCUUGUUUUUUAUUUUUUAGUAGAAAUAUCUAAACAUCCUUAAAACAAGAUAAAUUUACUUGGAAAUAUUAAGACAUCGAGUUUUUAAGAGUUUGCAAAGAAUAUAUCUUCAAUUAAGUUAAUUUUAAUUAGUUUCUAACAUCAUUUGCAAAUAGUUUUAAGCAUAAACUCGAAUAUUUAGUUUUAGAAUUAUGUCAACAAAAUAUUAAUAAUAAUAUUUAGAAAUUCAAGAGAAAUAAAAAUAUUGCUUGUCAUCCAUUGUUAUUGUAAUAAAGAGUAAAAAAAAUCUAUUUCAAAUUCAAACUCCUUAUAUUUUUACAUUAUUGGCAAAUUGUUUAAAGCUUAAACCUGACCUACACUGAAAAAAGUGUGUCAUUCAUCCAAUUAAAAAAAAUAGGGUUAUGAUUCACAUC
Molecule: messenger RNA, 3202 nt
Organism: Cyprinus carpio (common carp)
Lineage: Eukaryota; Metazoa; Chordata; Actinopteri; Cypriniformes; Cyprinidae
Gene: slc24a4b
Product: solute carrier family 24 member 4b
Biological process (GO): intracellular calcium ion homeostasis; calcium ion transmembrane transport
Cellular component (GO): membrane
Molecular function (GO): calcium, potassium:sodium antiporter activity; calcium channel activity
Source: RefSeq, a predicted model, not a curated record